Pelobates cultripes (western spadefoot toad) is the source of this 7387-nucleotide messenger RNA. NCBI's taxonomy places the organism in Eukaryota, Metazoa, Chordata, Amphibia, Anura, Pelobatidae. The record is from the annotation of a GenBank genome assembly.
UCAAACUGACUGCAUCACUAAGGAAGCCUCCUCAGACUCUCUCUCACUAUACUGAGUGCAUCACUAAGGAAGCCUCCUCAUACUCCCUCUCACUAUACUGAGUGCAUCACUAAGGAAGCCUCCUCAGACUCCCUCUCACUAUACUGAGUGCAUCACUAAGGAAGCCUCCUCAUACUCCCUCUCACUAUACUGAGUAAAUCACUAAGGAAGCAAACUGACUCCUCACUCUGCUGAGUGCAACAUUAAGAAGCUUUCUCAGACCCACUCUCACUCUCCUGAGUGCUGCAUUAAGAAGACGUCUCAGACUCCCUUUCACUCUGCUGAGUGCAUCACUAAGAAGCUUUCUCAGACUCACUUUGCUGAGAGCAUCACUAUACUCUUUGGAUCACUAAGGAAGCCUCAUCAACCUCCCUCUCACUAGGUUGCAGACAGUCCCAGCCUUGGUAUGGCUGUCUGAGUCCAGACUUGUCCUCCCAGCUUGUUUCCAGCCCCAUACUAUGACAGGAGUGUAUGAAAGGAGAGUGCCCUCCAUCCGUGCCAGUGACUUCCAGACUCCCUUCCAGGCUGCCAGCAUCAUGCACCAUCCUUCCCAGGACUCCCCCACUUUACCUGAAUCCACAGCCACAGACUCGGGCUAUUACAGCCCCGGAGGAGCUAGCGCCCACCCGCACCAUGGCUACUGCUCGCCUACCUCGGCUAGCUACGGGAAACCUCUCAAUGCUUACCAGUAUCAAUAUCAUGGCAUGAAUGGGUCUGCCGGGAACUACCCUGCAAAAGCCUAUGCUGAAUACAGCUAUGGGAGCCCUUACCAUCCUCACCACCAAUACAGUGGGGCUUACAACAGGGUGCAAGCGGCCACUAGCCAGCCAGGUAAGAGGGGUAAGGGUACCAGUGGGCAUCUGAGAAACAGCCAUCACCACCAAGCUAAAUAGCAAGAGGGUCACAUAUAGGCACACAUACUGCCUCAUAAAAUAUCCUCUAAAAUAGCAAUGUCUGUACACACAUUAUAUAGAAAGUGUGUGCACAUUCUUUUAUAUGUAUAUUUCAUUUACAGUGUAAUCUGCAGCCAUUAAGUCUUAUAAAUGCCCUGUUUAUAUUGCAUUCUGUUUAAAGAAUGUACACACAGUAAAUGUAACAUUACUUUGCAUUCUAUUUUUGGGAAAUCGUUACAUGGAACAUUCGAUGGCUGCAUUCUGUUUAUGCAAGUUACCCACUUAAACCAUAACAAUGAAUCUUUUCUAAACAUGAGAUAAAUGUUUUCAGUGUGAUAUAAAUGUACAGACACAUUACAGGCACACAGGACCCCCCCUGGCAGUAGUUGUAGUGAGUGCGAUAGCUAUUUAUUCCCAGCUGUGGUCCACAACAGUCUGAGCCAGUCCUAAACCAUGUCUCUGCCUCUUCCUUCAAGGGUUUUAUCUCUUUCCAUUUAUAACCGAGGCGCCGCCAGUCAGCACCAUAACAAACCGCAGAGAUAUUUCCUAAGAACACACAAACAAAACAAAAACCCAAUGAAAGGCUCAGCAGCUCCCAUCGCCCGCAGCAGUAGUACGUACACAGGCGGCAGCCCCGGUAAGGUUCCCAGCACAUACAAUGUGUCCCACUAAUUAUUAACCAUACAAAGGGCACAGACACGAACCACUAGACCCCCAGAUGGCUUGUGUAACUUUCUUGAGACCUGUUGACUCCAUGUUCAUGAAAAUAGGCCAGUAAAUGCAAUAAAAAAUAAAUAAAAAAAACAGUCUCAGGGAAGUGUAAUAGCAACCGAAACGUCGACCUACAGUUUUCUGUGUCCAGAACAAACUGAAUUUUAGUUUUCUUUUAGGGUUUGGUUUGUUUAUAUAUUUUAUUUUUUUAGUUGGGGGGGGGGAUUUGUUUUAAUUUUUUUUAUUCUUGCCCAGAUGUGUUAUUUUCCUAUUGAAUUACAUUAUAUUUAAAAUAUAUCAUUUCAUUUUUUUGUUAUGUUUAUUUUCUUGUCUUCUAUUAUAUAGAAAGGGUGAAUAAUAAAGGAAGUUGUCAUCUAAUAGUCUUUUCAUUGUUCUUUUCCACUCCAUUUUAUUAAGAAAAACACAAACCCCUCUUGUUCUGUGUAUACAAGGAAUAUAUGGCAGUAUGUUUAUUUUUGCAAACAAUAGAUUACAUCUUCUGUUAUUACUUGGAUAGAAACGGGAUUUCUGAUAUUUAUUGAUCGGUUUGUCCCCCUAACAAAGGGAUGGUGGUUUUACAUAGUUUUGUUUUCAAGUCCCUGCAGCUAGCUGUUUAGUGGACAAACCCCCUUUAUGCAUUUUUAGGGUACCUUGUUGUACAGUCUAUAAAUUGGAAGAACUUUCGAUAAACAUAAGGUCCGUGUAAGGACCAUGGGGGUGGGGGUGGGGGUGGGGGGGUAUUUUACAGCUGUCUUUGGGGGUUCCCAGAUAACAGUUUAUUUGUUACAAUGUAUUGGAGGGGGCAUUCCUAUGUGUAGACUGCUUAUGUGCAUGUGUUUGGGGGCUAGCAUGCUGUGAAGGGUCCUUGUGUGCUUGGAUCUGGGGGUCUGUGUCUGUGUAAAGGCUCAUUGUUUGGCUGUUUUUGGUGUGUGGUGGGGGGGAGAGCUGCAGGGCUCAGACAUUAUAGAAGAAAAGUUUGCUCCACUUUUAGAAGUGAACCGCUGUCUCUGUCUCAUCUGACCAGAGAAACCACAUAGUGUGCAAAUUACAGAGCUGCCUUUCUGGGGGGCUUUGAACUCCUAGUUGUCCCUCUUUUGGAGCCUGUGUAUGGUUUGAAUUGGGGUUUCCGCUGGACCACUCUCUCGACACAUUAAACACUGUCUGGUGCCUUGUGUGCCCGCUCACUGUCUGUGCCAGUAGAAAGGGAGACCACAGCUCAGUCUUACCACUCCUGGGCAACUGUGACAUGAUCACACUGCUUCCUCUACACAAUGACACACAAGGAAACACUCCUAAAUGCACACGAAAAGCACAUAAAAACACAAAAAGCACAGACAGACAGACAGAUAAAUAGUCAGACACACACACAUUGUUACAUUAGACGAAAUUGAUAGAAUAGAUAAAUGAAUUAAUAGGAGGUAGAUAAACUGUCUUUGUAUAGAUAAAAAUCUAAUGUUUAGAUUUAAUAUAUAAUUAAUUAACACAAUUUUAUAUAUUCCAAACUUUAUAAUCUGCAAGUAAUUUUAUCAUUAUUCCCCUGAUUUGAUAUCUAAAUUAUUGUGUCAAUAUCUGGAGAUCUGUCUGCUAUGAAUUAUAUUCUAUAAUAUUUGCUAAUUCGUUCGGCUCACUUUUCUAACAGUUGUAAAUAAUAUAAUCUAGUAUUUGAUACACAAAUCAUACACACAUACAAAUAUAACUUUCAGUUCUGUUUUAUUUGUUAUACCUGUAAAACAUUGUGGGUUAAGCAUUUGAUAACACAGUUGCAUUUUAAUUAUUAUAGCUGUAAUACAAUGUAGAGUUGGCGCUUGGUGAGAUAGUAUUCUUUUUGUUGUACAUGUGAUACAUUUCAGAGUUAGCUGCACUUGGUGAUGUUAAUUAUGCUACCAUAGCCUGAGUACAAUUAUUUACGAUAAUUAUGAACUGAGAGGAAGCAGGGAAUCAUGUCAUAUUUUGCCCAGAAGCGAUGGAAAUGAGUCUGAACAUAAUAAAUAUAGAGUGGAAUGUGGCAUAUAAAACGAUUAUAGACUGUCAGCUGGACUGAAGAAUAUUAUAUAAAUGUAAUAAGUAGGGAAUAAAAUAAUAUGAAUAUAAUGCAGUAUACACUAAGAGUGUACGAUACAAAAUGGCAUGUAAGAUAUAGAAUGGGAGAUAGACCUAUACAAGCAUUAAAUGAAAGAAUAUAGACUAUACUAGAAUAUUCGAGUGCAGAAUGCAAAGUCAUACAAUGAGUACAGAAUAGAGAGGUAAAAUAUAGAAUAGAAGGUGCAAUAAGUAAAAUGUGACUGCAGAGUGUAAGGUGGGAUAUUAAUGGAUAUUGAAGGAAGGUGGAUUAGAGAAUAAAGAUAUACAAUGCAAAUUAGAAUAUAAAACGAACGGUGUAAUACAGAACGAAAAUUAGUCAUUAGAAUAGGAAGUAGAAUAUAGAAUUGAAGGUAGGAUAGAGAACGAUAUAAAAUGGAACGUUAGAUAUUGAUCUGGAUUAGGGCGAUAUACGUUUGUAUUGAUUAUCAUAUUCAGAAUAUCAGGAUAACAGAAUAUCAAACACGGCAAAGUGAAUUCACAAUCAGUGUGUUUUGUCCUUCAGAGAAAGAAGUAUCUGAGCCCGAGGUGAGAAUGGUCAAUGGAAAACCAAAGAAAAUACGAAAACCACGAACGAUUUACUCCAGUUUCCAGCUCGCAGCGCUGCAGAGGAGGUUUCAGAAGACCCAAUAUUUAGCGUUACCGGAGAGAGCAGAGUUGGCAGCCUCUCUAGGACUGACGCAAACACAGGUAUGCAGCUCAUAAGGGUUCAGACUGUGCAUGAUCUCUGGGACACUGAGCACCUGGGGGCUACAAUUAUAAAUAAAACUCCGCUACAAGUUCUCGAAGUGGAGCAGUCUCCAUGGUAACUCGUGGGAUAUUUAAGUUGAUUGCUCCACCCUGAGAACUUUCUUUUCCAAACAGUUUCUGUAAUCUGCCUCCCAAAGGCUUUACAUGUGCAGAAUCAGUGCUACAUGGGACAUUACGUCGGUUUCUGUAGUGAUUGCUCACUGUUUACACUUUGUCCCAUAGUUGUUCCUUAAACAUAUUCUAGGAUCUAUUUAAUUAACAGUGAGCUGCAGCAGGGUCAAAACUGACCCACAAUUCUCGAAUGAGUUGAAAAUGGAUCCUGAGUUCAGCCAAAUUGGAGAUUUUUCCCUAUUCUGCUAUUUUAACCUUUAAGGCCAGUUAUUGCUCAAGAUUUAAAAUAUGUCCCCUGUUUCUUUUGGAGACAACUGCUUUUUGUUGUCUGAAACAUUAAAAUUAAUUGUACUACAUAGUUUCGGUAACAAAACAAACAAAAAAAUAUUUUAUAUAAUUUUACAUAGAGUGAAAAAACAUUAUUAUAUGUAUAUGUAAAUGACUCAACAUUAUGCAAUUUUAUCAAAUUAAUAUCAUUUUGUUUGUUUUUUAAAUUGGACCCUGUAAGCUUCUGAGAUUUUCUGAUUCCCUUAAAUCAAUAUAUCCUUUGGUAAUGCUCACACACACUAGCUAUUUCAGUGUUGCCCACUUGUGUACGUGUGAGCAAUAUUUUUAGGCCCAGUCUAAGCAUAUACUCAGGGCUAGUGUUUCCUCUCGGUUAACACAAUUAUCUAGCACAUUUUGUUUUGUUUGCAAAUUUAUUUAAAAAAAAAUAUGUAAUAUAUUACAUUGCAAGGAAAUUUAGUUUUUGUUUUUUUCGGUGUUAAUUACACAUUAAAUUCGGCUAUUAAAAAAUGGUACUGAGUAUUUUUUUUAAAUUUCAAACAAGAUACAUAAGUCUACUGAUUAAACAGGCAGUUGUGGAAUUUUAAAAAUAGACUCUCAAAAUGUAGGAAGAAUGUCUAAAUGGCCAUAAAAUCUCCAAUUAAUCAUAAUCCUGUGAGCUAUUUGGCUUUAAUUUGUGCCAAUCAAAUUGGACUCGUUUAUUGGUUAGGCCACAGGAAGUAAAAUUGCAGUCCUGUGUAUUUUUACAACACAUUUCUAUGAUUGUAUUUACUUAUUAACUAUAGUAAAUCUAUACUAAUAUAUUAUACAAGUGAAAGUUGUGGGGAUAUGUGAACCAACUCUUACAAAAUUAUACAAGUAGAUUAUUUUUGCUCUUCAUCCAACUGGCCAGGAGUGAAGGUUGUGCCCAAUUUGCCGUUUAGUGAAGACAUCGUAUAAUGGUGUUAGCAGAGAUAUUGGCUCUUGAUGAUUUGAGUGUUAUAUAUCUAUAUUACUAUAGUAUCGAUGAAGUUUUACCUCGCUAAACUGCCCAGCUAGCAUAUCAGGAAACGGAAAGUAAAUUCUAUUUCAAAUAAAUGAAAGUAUUAUUUUUUUAUUUUAUUUUUUUGGUUUAACCCUUCCUGCACAAGAGUUGUGAGCCACACAUUUCACUCACAGGCAAAAUAUAUUUUAGAGACUGAUGCAUUAUUCUGUCACUUAACCCUUUUGGUAGCGAUGAAAAAUGCUUCCUAUCAAUAUUCUGGCACAUUUCUAUUUUGCAUUUUUGUAAUCGAGUUUAAAGGUUUUUUGAUUUUAUUUUUUUUGUUUGUUUAUUUUUAAAGGUGUACGGAAGCAAAUUUGUGCUACAAAUGAAAAGUUUAGCUGAGUGACUGUCAUAUGUCAUAAAUUUAACCCAUUAAGCUUUAAGGAUCUGGCAUAUAUUUAAUAUCUUGACAUGCCUUUCUUGUUAAGUGGUCUUUUAGGGGUUAAAGGGAAACUUUCAAAUGAUUGAUGUACUGUGUGUCAUAGCGAGAUGCAAAGGUCGUGUUUAAAUUAAUGUUCUUUUGCAACAUUACAAUAUUUUACUGUUCAAUUUACCUACAGCAACGGAAAUAGCACAGGGAACCUGUAAUUUUACUGUCCAAGUACUUAAAAGUUGUUGUUUUUUUAUAUACAUUACCCAAGCUUUCAUCCUUCAUAAUGAAUAACUGUGUAUAGUAUGAGUAGGCAUGCCUGUUAUGUUCUAUCAUUUUUAUUUCAUUUAUUAAUAAUUUGAUACAUUAUUUCCACAAUCUAACUGUUUGUGUUUGUUUUUACCAAUUUAGGUAAAAAUCUGGUUUCAGAAUAAAAGAUCCAAGAUUAAGAAGAUCAUGAAAAAUGGGGAGUUGCCCCCAGAACACAGCCCAAGUUCCAGUGAUCCAAUGGCUUGCAAUUCACCCCAGUCUCCUGUCGUUUGGGAGCCCCAGGGAUCAUCAAGAUCCCUCGGCCACCACCCUCAUGUGCACUCCCUCUCCCAGAGCUCUAACAAUUCCCCUGCAUCGUCUUACAUUGAGAACUCCAGUGUAUGGUACCCCACAGCCAACUCUCUCAGCAACCACCUUCAAACCCACAGUUCACUCCAACACCCCUUAGCUCUGGCAUCAGGGACUCUGUACUAAAAAAGAAAAAAAAACUUCAGAAUUUUUAUUAUUUUUUAUUAUUAUUAUAAUUAUUAUUAUUUUUGGACUGUCAUGUUUCAAUAUUAAGAAGAAAAAAAUAUGAAUGCAUAAAAUGGAUUUUUUUUUUAAAAAGCAAAGUAUAUUGUGUAAAGCUUGUUGCAUGUAACUUAUUGCAUUUCAAAGGAGACUUCUUUUUUAUACAAACUGACGCAACUGUGGACACUAUUAGAAUGGUGCCUUCAAUCUAAGACCUCAUUUUUCCACUUUGUUUUUUUUUUUUCCAGAGACUUUUUCAAUGUUCAUUUUAAUCGUGUAAAUAAAUGUAGAUAGAUGAAUUAAACUGUAUAUUCUGGAUAAAUAAAAUUAUUUCGACCUUGAUAA